CGAGCAAAAGCUAACCAAUCAGAAGCAGCCACACUGUUUGGCAACAACAUUCCGUCUCGUCGCAGUUCGACAGCAUAUUAUGUACAGAAGCCUAUUUAACAAUCCAGCUUUUGUAUCCACAAGUUUGAAUUUCGACAAGAAACAAGAACCGUAAUUUUUGGUGACCGUAAGACUGUUUUUUUCUACACACACUGUGCUGCAAGUUAUCGCCGAAACGUGACACCAAACGUGAGAAGUGGAAAAAUGGACGUGGAGGACUCUCAACCGAAGACGAUAAGUCUUCUCGUAAAAACACCCAGUCAGGCUUUGGAGGAUCAAACAAUUGAAGGAGUCCAUGUGAACUGGACGGUGAAGGACUUAAAGACACAUCUGUCGUCAGUUUAUCCGAUAAAACUGGCUGUUAGUGACCAGAGGCUCAUCUAUUCUGGCAAACUUCUACCCGACCAUCUUUACAUUCGAGAUCUCUUCACACAGACAGAUACCAUUCCCACACUGCAUCUAGUCUUUGCUGUAAAGAUGCAACCCAAAGCACAUCUGGGGGCAAGACCAAAGGUUAAGGAAGCAGGUCAGCCGCAUCCCUGUAGUCCAAGGCCCACGGCAUCCUCAGCGUCCUCCAGUAGCACAGCAGAGCUGAGACAGAGGAGGCAGACGUCUUCAACUUCAGAUGCCACGCCGGCAUCAGCCCCAGGCGUUUCCGCGUGGCCUGCCACCAACAUGACUGGAACGCCACAAAUGGCUCAACCAGCAUUUCCAGCUUACUCGCUGUACAGUCCCCAACAACUUCUGUGGCUCCAGCAUGUCUAUGCUCGACAAUAUUACAUGCAAUAUCAAGCAGCUAUGGCAGCAGCUGCCACCGGCCCCUCCAUAGCACCCGCAACUGUUGUCCAUCACCCACCUGUACCCGCUCACCAGGUACCUGUGCCAGCGCCAAUGGCUAAUCAGAACCCCAUCAACAAUCUGCAACCAGCGAACCAGAACCAAGGGCAGGACGGUGCAUUCAUUGACCCUGGCGUGGCCAAUCAGAAUAUGAGAAUGAACGCCCAAGGGGGACCUGUCAUGGAGGACGAGGACGACGUAGAGCGCGACUGGUUGGACUGGUUGUACUCGGCGGCAAGGCUCGGUGUUCUGCUCAUGAUUGUGUACUUCAACUCCAACCUGAGUCGCUUCCUUCUGGUGAUGGGCACCCUCUUCCUCAUGUACCUUCACACCACCGGCUGGUUCUCACUUAGAAGACGACAGCAGGUCCAAGGACCCAACCACCUGCAGCCCCCCGAAGUCCUGCACAACCAGGAGAAUGAGGACAGAAUCCCAAAUCCUGGUGCAGAGCUUGCUGAAGAACAGAGAGAACUUUCUGCUGAAGGUGAAGAAUCAGAUGAACCCGAGCCCAUGGCAGCUGUUUUGGUGCCUCCGCACCGGGUGUCAGUCUUUUGGACAGCCUGGGUCUUUUUCAAAACCUUUUUCUCUUCGCUCAUACCUGAGGUUCCUCAAGGCGUGGCCAACUGACCUGCUCCGACAGACCACCCAUCCCCAAGUGGCUUGAGGCAUGGAAUUUUUGUUAUUCACAGUGGAAGAAAAACUUCAACUUGACCAAAAACAGCAGCAUUAUGUGCACAAGGGUGAGAGAGUGAGGCAGGAUGAGGGGCAGAAGCCGCCCAGUAGCUCUUAAUAAUGAACUCAAGGAGAAAUUUAAAAUCGAACCAAUAUCCUGCAGUACAAAAUUACAUUUACUUACUCAGCCACAUGAAAAUGAGGUUGUGAACUGAUUGUGCAACUUCACAAGUGCUUGUGAUGCUCCUGAUAAAAGUGACAGAUCAAGCCUUUUGGCCUCUUCAUCCUGGAAAAAUAAUUCUCAAUCACAAAUGUGCCAAAAUUAGACCAAGCUAAACCUUUUGAUUUUUGUUUAUUUUUGCUGCAUGUUAAAAUGAUCACGUGAUUAUGCCAUGUCAUUUGUGUAAAGCGGAAAAAAAAAAAAAGAUUUUUAGUGUGGUGAAUUUAGUUUGUUAUAACCCUGUUCAGCCUUAUUCCAAGCAAUUUAAAGUGAUAAUUAAAUUGACUGACUCAUUACAUAUACAUAGCAUACAUAAACGUAUUCUUCACGCCAAGAAAAAAAAAAAAAUGCUGUAAUGCAAAUCAUCAGUCCAGCAUGAUUCGCAGAAGACUGCUUCGUUUUGCCCACUAUUAAAUUUGUCGGCAAAAUAAAUAUUGUAUAUACCUUUUAACGCACUUUAAUACUGUAUGCAAGGAUCUUUACUUUAUUAGGUGUUAUCUGAACAAUUAUUUAUAAUUUAAAUAGUAUGGAUUGAGAUUCGGCGUGAAACAGGUCCGUUGAAAUCUGUUUGAAUAUGAGGAAAAAAAGCAAACUAUUUACUUUUCAAAUCACUUGAACGCCCAAUGUAUCAAGUUUCAACUCUUUACAUCAUUUUCUUUGUCAUAUCUGGUUGCUAGUCACUUGUGAUCUUUGCUGACCGUGUUAGUGUGCUUUCAAUACUCCAAGUAUUGAAGGUUCGCUUUUACCAGAUAUUGAUUUCAGUAGUCCUUGGGUGAAAAAUGUUUUUCACCCCCUGUACUAAAUCAUUUGUAUGUGGGACAUACAAUUAUCCCCAUUUGUUGGAUUUAUACCCUGGUGAUGGAAAUUGUGUGACCUUAGUCACUAUGUACAGCAUAAAUGAACAUUUGAAAGUUUGCUCAACGAAGUUAUAUUGAGUUUUGUAUGUUGGGAAUACUUGCAAAAAAAAGAAAAUGCAAUAAAUAUUCUUAACUUAAA
Molecule: messenger RNA, 2764 nt
Organism: Syngnathus typhle (broad-nosed pipefish)
Lineage: Eukaryota; Metazoa; Chordata; Actinopteri; Syngnathiformes; Syngnathidae
Gene: herpud1
Product: homocysteine-inducible, endoplasmic reticulum stress-inducible, ubiquitin-like domain member 1
Exons: 8
Coding region: 244-1503 (419 amino acids)
Biological process (GO): endoplasmic reticulum unfolded protein response; ubiquitin-dependent protein catabolic process; negative regulation of endoplasmic reticulum stress-induced intrinsic apoptotic signaling pathway
Cellular component (GO): endoplasmic reticulum membrane
Molecular function (GO): transmembrane transporter binding
Source: RefSeq, a predicted model, not a curated record